GGGGUCUCGUGUAGUUUUAAUAAUGCCAAACAAAAAUGUGAUGUGAAAAUGAAUGCUGAAGCAGUUUUAUAACGACAAAAAUCUAUAAACCGGCACUAAAAAAUAAUCUGAUUUGCCGAAGACAAAUAACAUUCAUCAAACAUUCCAGGGUUUUUAGCAAAAAAUAGCACUUUUGGUGUGUGCCCGCCGACGCGUGUCAGGAUUAAGUAGCCUACCUGUAAGAUUAUGAUUGAGGCAAGCAUGGCGCGAUCUGACGCGUCUUCCAUCAUGAUAGAUGCUCUCGUUUCAGAGUGUUCAAAUUGAGUGUUUGUUUUAUUGAACCAAAUGUCAGGACAUCUUGGAAUUGGAGAAAUUUCCUUAUUAUAAAAUUAUGCAGUACCAUUGCUCUCAACAACAGAAUGAAAUUUUCGAAGAUUUAUCAAGUGGAAAGAUUGAUUCUAUUGUUUCAAUAACAAGUGUUUUUCAAACUAUCUCUGGCACUGAAGCAGAUAAACGAUUGGCAGCAGAUCAAGCAUUUCGUAUUACAGUAUCCAAUCUCAUUCAGGAGACAAUAAAAGAAAUUCAUGGGGAUAAAGAAAUGGCAAAUGAUGCGUUGAAAGUUAUUUCACUCACUGUUGUUGCUGCUAAACAAGGUAUGUGUUCGGCAAGUUUACCAUUCAGCCUUCUAGGAGAUUUGUUAGAUUGCCUUACUCUUGACACAUGUGACCCAGUGUUUUGCUUCAUUGAAGAGAGAGUAGCAACGUGGAAAUCUUCACAGUUUUAUACUGCAGGAAAAAAUUUUCUUCUAAGAAUGUGCAACGAUUUACUUCGCAGAUUAUCUCAAGCUCAGAACACCGUGUUCUGUGGUAGAAUUCAAUUGUUUCUUGCUAGAUUAUUUCCACUGUCAGAAAAGUCUGCUUUAAAUUUGUUUAGUCAAUUCAACAGUGACAAUGUGACAAUAUAUAAUGCAAAUGCAGCCGAAUCAAUUCUAAAGAUAAAGUCAGAGGAAAGCAGUGAUGAAGUAUCUGAUGAAAAACCUGUCGUGGUUGAUGUGAAGCCACAGAAAGAUGAAAUAUGGUUGGAUGGGAAUUUAGAAGGAAUGGAAGUUGAUCAGCCAGAAUCCUCUGUUGCUCCGUCUGUUUCUGAUGAUAUCAAGCAAGAACAAGUCAAACAUGAUAAAGGAUUGAUUGUGGAUUAUGAACUAUACUCAAGUAUUUGGAGUUUGCAAGAUUUCUUUCGAAGUCCUACACAAUGCUAUAUACAAGAUUCGUGGGAUAAAUUUAUAAAGAAUGCGGAAUCAGUGUUUCGUGUUUUCAACAGUUUCAAGUUGGAUAAGCACAAUUUUACAGAACGUCAGAUGGACAAGGCAUAUUUUGCUAAAUUCCUCACUUCUGAAAAGCUCACAAAUCUCCAAUUAAACGAUGGAAUGUUUCGUCGACAACUACUUUGCCAAUUUCUUAUUUUAUUUCAAUAUCUAACUGGAACAGUCAAGUUUAAAAGUGCUAAUGCAGUAUUGAAUGAAAAACAGAAUGAAUGGAUCAAGAAAACAAAAGAAAAAAUUUAUUCACUAUUGGAAGAAACUCCACCAGAUGGGAAACACUUUGCUUCAUAUAUAAAGCAUUUACUAUCAAGAGAAGAAUUUUGGAUUCAAUGGAAGAAUGAAGGUUGCACGUCUUUUAUCAAAAAUAAAAAAGAAACAAAAGAAACUGAAAUCAAACAGUCUCAAUCUCCUCCUGCGAAAAGGAGGAAGACUGGAGAUUCUAAUACAACACAGAAACCGAAGCGAAGCACAAUUGCUGAGGAUUUUAUUGCUGGUAAACCACUUGGAAUGGGAAGUGCUGAAUUAACUCGUUUGUGGGAAUUAUGUCCUGACAAUUUGACUGCUUGUAAAUCGGAGAAAAGAAGUUUUUUGCCGACAUUGGAAGGUUUCUUUGCAAAUGGUAUUGAACUCAUGGAUCCUAAAAACAUGGUGGAAGAAGAAUACAUGCCUUAUAAUGAUCCAAAUUUUCAAUGGAGGGCAUUGAGACUUCUUUCACAAAGAAGUCCGUUAUUUUUUGCAAGUCAACCUGCAACAAUGCAGUUUAAAGUUGUGCCUCAAUAUUUAAAAGGAAUUAUGAAGAAAUUAUCUGAAGAGUUUCCACAACAAGUUCCAGAUCAACCCGAAAUGAUUCAAGAGAACGGUGAGGUUGAUAAAAGUCUUGAUGAAGAGGAUGUGGAUGAAGAUCAAAACAUCCAGGAUGAUGACAAGAUGCAACAAGACAAAGAAGAUGAGUUAGAUGAAGAUCAAGAGGAAGAUGAUGAUGACGAUGAGGUUUUAGAAGAUGAAGAAUUCGAUAAUAAUGAUGAUGAUGCUUUGUUGGAUGAUAGUCAACAAGAGGAUGCAGAUUCUGAAGAUGAAGGGCUUCUUGAACCUACUGCACCUGGUGAUACAUUAUCAAGUGACCAAGUCACGACUGUGGCUCAAAAAAUUGGAAAAGAUUGGGAAAAACUUGCUCCUUAUCUCAAAUUAGAACCGAAAGAUAUUGCUGAAAUCAAAGAAGAUUCUGAAGAUGUAAUUUUGCAGGCACGCCAGACUCUUGUGACAUGGCAAGAUAGAAACAGAUCAGAAGCUAGAAAACCUGCAUUAUUACAAGCACUAGUGAAGGCAAAUAUGGAACAUUUAGCGAAGGAGAUAUCUUGAUGAUAAUAGACAUCUGUUAACAAUGUGCAGCAUAUGAAAAAACAGUAGAAAUUUGGUUAUGUUUCACCAUGGUGCUGAAUAUUCGUUGAUUUAUUUCUGAUGUUACAUCACCUUUAAAAUCUUUACUGAUGGAAAUAAAUGAACACGGAAGUCGAUGCUCUCCAUUAGUCCUGAAUGAUCGAAGUUAAGCAGUGAAAUUUCUAAUGUGCAUAUUCACUCAAUGUGCUACCGCUCUGCCCUUUAUAUAAUAAAAAUGAAUGAACAUUUUUUCCUGAAA
Styela clava is the source of this 2936-nucleotide messenger RNA. RefSeq names its product THO complex subunit 1-like. Gene Ontology annotation, cellular component: THO complex part of transcription export complex. Gene Ontology annotation, molecular function: protein binding. Lineage: Eukaryota; Metazoa; Chordata; Ascidiacea; Stolidobranchia; Styelidae. The record is from RefSeq and is a predicted model, not a curated record. Gene Ontology annotation, biological process: mRNA export from nucleus; signal transduction.